CAGCUUUCAACUGGAUCCACGGCAAUGUUAUUUGAUAUUCUUGUCUGCAAAGUAUAAAUUGCUACCUUUCGACCGUCAAGAAUUGACGAACGCAAACACUGUUUCCUGUCAUUGAUUCUCCAAAAAUCAUACUAUACUCAAUGACCACAACGAAAGCUCAGGUCGUCCGGGUCUCCGACGGCAAACCCCGCUUGGCUUUGGACGAUCUUCCUCUCCCGACGACCAGUCCUGGAAAGGCUCUGGUGAAGGUUGAUCACGUUGCUCAAAACCCAACUGAUGUCCAAUCGUUUGAUUCCAACGCCUUCGGAGAUGGCGCCGUUCUUGGCUGCGACUUUGCCGGCACUGUCGAUAAUGUCCAUGAAACCGUCACCAAGCUCAAGAAAGGUGAUCAGGUCGCUGGUUUGAUUUGGGGUGGAGAGGUCAAGGACAUUGGCGGGUAUUCUCAGUAUUCCAUUGUGGACGAGCGGAUUUCUUUCAAAAUUCCCAAGGGAAUUACAUCUGAGCAAGCAAGCACGGUUCCAUUGGCCGCUACGACAGCCUGGCUGUCAUUCUUCUCAAAGCAGUGUUUGAACAUUCCUAGAGAUGGCGCUGAGCGUAGUGUUCUCAUCUGGGGCGGGAGCUCUAGCGUUGGCCUUUACGCAAUCCAAGAGGCAGUCCAGCAAGGGCUCAAGGUCAUUACGACUUGCAGCCCUAAGCAUUUCGAUUGGCUGAAGAAACUCGGUGCACACCAUGUGUUUGAUUAUCGGUCGGAAGACGUUGUGGAACAAAUCAAAGCGGUGGCUCCAGACUUGAUUUACGCUUUUGACACGAUUGGCAUGAAGUCGUCGUCUAGCCUUGCCUCAAAAGCACUCAGAGAAGGAGGCGGAACGCUGUGCACCGUACGACCAGGGAAAGCCAAUACUGAAGAGGUUUCUCGCGGUGUACAAGUCACUGAUGUUCUCGUCUGGACUGCUUUUUUGAAGGAGCACAGAUACGGAGAAUUCUACUGGCCUCCAUCCAAAGAUGAUCACGAGCUGGCAGCGGAGCUGUUCGAUAAACUUCCUGAGUGGUUGGAAACGGGCAAGAUACAACCUAACCCGACCAGGGUCUUCCAAGGGCUGGAGUUUGUCAGUAGAGGCUUUGAAGCAUACCGCAAAGGGGAGGUCUCUGGCUUCAAAAUCGUGUACAGUAUCUGAAGUAGAGCUAUUUCGAUUAUCGGAAGUACCUGGCAAACGGCAACCUGGCUACGC
Molecule: messenger RNA, 1229 nt
Organism: Aplosporella prunicola CBS 121167
Lineage: Eukaryota; Fungi; Ascomycota; Dothideomycetes; Botryosphaeriales; Aplosporellaceae
Exons: 5
Coding region: 141-1175 (344 amino acids)
Molecular function (GO): oxidoreductase activity, acting on NAD(P)H
Source: RefSeq, a predicted model, not a curated record